GCCUGCUGGACGUGAAAAGAUGGCAGAAGGAUAAAAUAUCCCCCUGCCUGCCAUCGCCCUCUCCUGCGAGGUCCUCUCCUUCCUUGUUUCUCUGCUCUUCCGCUUCGCCACGCUGCGUGCCUCCAUCUGCAUGCAAUCCCACAGUUUGGGAUCCGUGUUCGCCUCGCCGCUCCCCUUCUUCCACCGGCGUGCUGAACCGCUUCAGCGAGGACGUCGGGGUGACCGAUGCUGUGCUUCCACAGUUGCCGCUGGAUAUCCUGAAU
Messenger RNA from Closterium sp. Yama58-4, 263 nucleotides. Lineage: Eukaryota; Viridiplantae; Streptophyta; Zygnematophyceae; Desmidiales; Closteriaceae. The record is from the annotation of a GenBank genome assembly.